AUGGCUUCAACCACCAAAGCCGUCACCAAGGACGGAGGCCCCCUCUCCUUCAUGACCCGUCUCUCGCAACACGUCUACCUCUACCGACCCUCGCCAACUUCCAUCACCACCACAACAACCACAACAAGCAGCAAACGCCCCCCACCAAAACUCAUCCUCCUCUUCUCCUGGAUGGGCGCCCGCGACCCUCACAUCGCCAAAUACCUCACGCCCUAUUACCAAUCCUUAUUCCCCAGUACGCCGAUCCUGCUCAUCAAGUCCGAGAUGAAGCACAUUUUCAACCCAAAGAGUUUCUGGCCCGAGAUGGAGCAGGCUGGGGUGGUAGAUGUUUUGCGAGACAUUUUCGGGGCGGAUAUGUUGAGGGCUGGUUCUCACAGUUUCGGCAACUUGGAAGGAGGGUCAACCACAGCUUUGGCGUCGCCAGCAGCCAGCAACAACGACAGCACCAAGGAGGAGAAGGAAGAGGAUCCAGAACUCCUAAUCCACCUCUUCUCCAACGGCGGUUCUUCCCAGCUUCUAUCCCUGCACCAUUAUCUCCUCUCCCGAUCCUCUCUGCAACUCCGGCUCCCCCCGCACCUGGUCAUAUUCGAUUCUGCCCCAGGUCAAAUGGCCUAUUUUCCCUCUUACCUCGCUCUCUCCCAUGUUUUACUCCCUCCGGCCUCACGCGCCCGCUUCCCAUUAUGGCUCUUCACCCCCGCCACCUUACAGCGCGUAUUAAUCGGCCCGCUAAUCCAUUUAUGGGUCUCCUUCCUCUGGACAUGUAACUUCCUCGGCCGUUUUGUACCGUUUCUUUCGAAGCUGGAAAGUCCACUGGGACGGUUGGCGAGGGAACAGAAUGAUACUUCCCCAAAUAAGGGCAGGGCCGAGAGGGAACGGGGGAGGAUGUAUAUUUAUAGUGAGGGGGAUGAGUUGGUGAACUGGAAAGAUGUGGAGGGACAUAUGGAUGAGGCGAGACAGAGGGGGGUGAGGGUUAGGGCGGAGAAGUUUGAGGGGACUGGGCAUGUAGGGCAUGCUAGGGGGGCGGGGAAUGAUGGGGGUAUUGGGGUUGUGUAG
Molecule: messenger RNA, 1053 nt
Organism: Sordaria macrospora k-hell
Lineage: Eukaryota; Fungi; Ascomycota; Sordariomycetes; Sordariales; Sordariaceae
Source: RefSeq, a predicted model, not a curated record